CUUGCAGUGUUUGAAGAUCAGCGAACGCGGCGACACGCCUGAAAGCAAAUCGCGUCCCCUUUUACUCACACGGCACUUCCUGAUAUAAGGUUGCGCCUCAGAUUGUGUCAUGCAACGGGGGCAUUCGCGCUCAGAACAAGCCGAACAAAGAUCUUUCGGGCUGUCUUCCCCGUUUCUCCCAGAGCAGUUGAAGAAGCGACUUUUCAGACAGGGUGUGUAACCUUGGCAAACAAAAUGGACUACAGGAGUGCCUUGGAGGUGUAUAAGGAGAUGGUGCUGCUGUACAUAGAGGAGGCUCGGCACUUUGUGAAUUCUCAGUGUGCUGAUCUGGAGCCAUGGCAGAUCAUUGCGACCACUUUGCUGUCCACACUUGGUGCAGUGUGGCUAAAGGGUUUCCUUUUCCAAAAAGAGAGUCUGACAUCAAGGGUAAAGAAGCAGUUCUUUAAAAUCAUCAGAAAAAUCCCAUUUAUUGGAGCAACAAUUCAGAAUCAGCUCAACAAGGCAUUGGAUGACAUGUCGAUGAGUCUAUGCACGCUGAAGGAAGGCAUGUGCUACACCAAACUCCUACCAGCACAGGGCCUCACCCACAAACAGCUCCUCGACAAGAUCAGGGAGUAUGAGACACUGAGUGAAGUAGACUGGGCGAAAGGCAAAGUGUCAGGUGCAGUCUACUGGGGGGAUGAGAAGCUCACAGAUCUCCUGGUGAAGGUAUAUGGUGAGUUUGCCUGGACCAAUCCCCUCCACCCAGACCUGUUCCCUGGGGUUAGGAAGAUGGAGGCAGAAGUGGUGCGGAUGACGUGUGCCCUCUUUAAUGGAGGGCCAGACUCCUGUGGCACAGUUACUUCAGGUGGAACAGAAAGCAUCCUGAUGGCAUGCAAGGCAUACAGAGACAUGGCUCAUGAACGUGGCAUUAAACACCCAGAGAUUAUUGCACCAGUGAGUGUCCAUGCAGCGUUUGACAAAGCAGCACAUUAUUUUGGGAUGAAGCUCAUUCACAUACCUCUGGACAAGAAGACCAUGAAAGUGGAUGUGAAGGCAAUGAGGAGGGCCAUCUCUAGAAACACAGCAAUGCUGGUGUGUUCAGCUCCUCAGUUCCCCCAUGGAAUUAUGGACCCUGUAGUGGAAGUGGCGAAGCUUGCAGUAAAAUACAACAUCCCAUUCCAUGUGGAUGCAUGCUUGGGUGGGUUCCUAAUAAUUUUUAUGGAAAAGGCGGGUUUCAAACUUGAUCCCUUUGAUUUCCGGGUCAAAGGCGUGACCAGUAUCUCAGCUGAUACACAUAAGUAUGGUUAUGCUCCCAAAGGCUCCUCAGUGGUGCUCUACAGUGACAAGAAAUUUCGCCACUACCAGUAUUUCGUAGCUCCUGAUUGGCAGGGAGGAAUUUACGCGUCUCCGUCCAUGGCUGGCUCUCGGCCUGGAGGCAUAAUUGCUGCCUGUUGGGCUACUAUGAUGCACAUGGGUGAGAAUGGAUAUGUUGAGGCCACCAGGAAAGUCGUUGGGACAGCCCGCAAAAUCAAAGCAGGAAUCCGCAAAAUAGAUGGGGUGUUUGUAUUCGGGGAUCCAGAAGUGUCUGUGGUGGCUCUAGGCUCUGAUGUUUUUGAUAUCUUUCGCUUAUCAAAUGCACUGACUUCAAAGGGCUGGAAUCUCAACACUCUGCAGUUCCCAUCCAGCAUCCAUAUUUGUGUCACAAUGCUACACACACAGCCUGGUGUAGCUGAGCAGUUCAUCAGUGAUGUGAAGAGAGAAGUAGCCAUCAUCAUGAAGAAUCCUAAAGAGAAGACCACGGGGAUGGGAGCAAUCUAUGGCAUGGCCCAAUCCAUUCCUGACCGAACGAUGGUGACUGAGGUCUCACAGGGCUUUUUGGACUGCCUCUAUAGCACUGAGGUGCCCAAGAUACAGAGCAAGCACCACAAAAACCAUAAGAACCACAUGAAUGGCAACUCUAAAGCGCACUGAGAUUGACUGUCGGGGUCUCCACCCUUAGCUGGCUAAAGGGAUGUUCACUGUAAUCAUCUAAUCCAUUUACUUCAUUCAGUCAACUAUUUACAACUAACUAUUUUAUGUAUAAGCCAUAGUCACCUGAUAUUUUGGGAUUUGUGACUAAGGAGCGACAGUAUCCUGUCUAUAAGACUACAGAGACAGGUGCACAAGUAUCUAUGAGAGUCUUUGAAGGGUCUGGGACAUAUUCAUUUAAUUUUGGUGACCAGUGAGUGCAGUUUUCCUUGUUUCAUUUGGUCAAUUUCUUAUUUUUAGGACCAGUGCACACCAUAUGUAUUUGAUCACAUUUCCACUAUAUUCUUUGGAAGUGUGCCACUUAAACCUCAGGAUGCCAGGGCAUAAUGUUGUCACAAUGACUUUACAUUUGACAUGUUAUUGACAGACUGUUUUGACACUUCCCAGGAAUUAAAUAAUGCAGAUUAGACCAAUAUCCAUAAUACUAUCAACAUGGAUAAAUCAUGGAGUUAGGAUUUUAUAUAUUCGCUAUAUCUCCUUCUCAGUAGAAACUUGAAAACAUAGCAGACCGUUUUCGGAUGGUAGUACUGCUCAGGUGAACCUGUAUUGCAAAUGUUUAGUUUUAUUUAUUUCUUUUAAAUUCCCCAUAACUAGGAUAUAUUUGAUAAUCCAGUCUCAAAACAUUCAUCUUAUUUAAGAGAAAAUAUCUCUCUGGUUUUAAAUUACCUGUGGAAAGUGAUAUCAGGGCAAAACUUAACAAAUCCACCCACCAGGUUGUGAAGUUCAACCAUAUUUCCAGGUUCAAAUUCCCAUCCAUUUGGGUUUUCAAUUUUCACAUUUCAUCCUAUCUACCUCAUAUCUAA
Molecule: messenger RNA, 2813 nt
Organism: Sinocyclocheilus rhinocerous
Lineage: Eukaryota; Metazoa; Chordata; Actinopteri; Cypriniformes; Cyprinidae
Product: sphingosine-1-phosphate lyase 1
Exons: 14
Coding region: 235-1953 (572 amino acids)
Biological process (GO): carboxylic acid metabolic process; sphingolipid catabolic process
Cellular component (GO): endoplasmic reticulum
Molecular function (GO): pyridoxal phosphate binding; sphinganine-1-phosphate aldolase activity
Source: RefSeq, a predicted model, not a curated record